UUAAUUUCUUACACUUUCAUUUAUUGCACAUUUCACGACCUUGACUGCCACAGAGAAACAAAGACAAAAAGCCGCAGCACACAAGUUAAAAACCCUUCCAAACUCUCUUCUUCUUCGUCACCGUCAAAACGCGUUCAUUUUCCCCCUCUCGAAUCUCACGCCACUGGGAUCCCUCAAAAAUAUUGUCUUUUCGCGCUUUUCUUCGUGGGUUUUCGUUUUCCUGUGUCGCCGAGCAGCGAUCUUCUUCUGGGUCCGUGAAAGCUGAAAACUUUGGUGCUUUUUUUUUUUUUUUUUUUUUUUUUUUUUUUUUUCUUGAAGCGCCGGCAUUGGGAAGUGUGAUGGUGAAAAAGGAGGUUGAGAAGAAGGGUUGCGGGACGCGAUGGCUUUGGGUGGUGGUGGCUCUCGUUGCUGUGUUUGUGGCCAUGGCCAUGUCUUCCAAAACUUCUCCAAGAAUAGCUCUAUUUGGAGCCAUUGAUAGAGCUUGUCAAUGUGCUCGGGGUACACCAAAGUACAGUGGCAUGGUGGAGGAUUGUUGUUGUGAUUAUGAAACUGUGGAUCGUCUCAAUGAGGAAGUAUUACACCCUUCCCUCCAGGAUCUCGUGAAGACCCCUUUCUUUAGAUAUUUUAAGGUGAAGUUAUGGUGUGACUGCCCUUUCUGGCCUGAUGAUGGCAUGUGUCGGUUGCGUGACUGUAGUGUAUGUGAAUGUCCAGAAAAUGAGUUUCCUGAAUCAUUUAAAAAGCCUCACCGCCUCUCAAUGAAUGAUCUUAUUUGUCAAGAAGGAAAACCUGAGGCAGCUGUUGACCGUACUUUAGACAGUAAAGCUUUCAGAGGAUGGACCGAAAUAGAUAAUCCAUGGACAAAUGAUGAUGAGACUGACAAUGAUGAGAUGACAUACGUGAAUCUUCAACUGAAUCCUGAAAGAUAUACUGGUUACACUGGUCCAUCUGCAAGAAGGAUAUGGGAUGCUGUCUACUCCGAGAACUGCCCCAAAUAUCCGUCUCAAGAGUUAUGUCAAGAGGAGAAGAUUUUGUAUAAAUUGAUAUCUGGUCUUCACUCAUCCAUUUCAAUUCAUAUAGCUUCUGAUUAUCUACUUGAUGAAGCUACAAAUUUGUGGGGCCAAAAUCUUACUUUGAUGUAUGAUCGAGUCCUAAAGUACCCUGAUCGUGUGAGAAAUUUGUAUUUCACUUUUCUCUUUGUCCUGCGAGCAGUAACCAAAGCUGCAGAUUACCUGGAUCAGGCAGAGUAUGAUACUGGUAAUCCCACUGAGGACCUCAAGACACAAUCCUUGAUAAAACAGCUACUUUACAACCCAAAGCUUCAAGCUGCAUGUCCAAUUCCAUUUGAUGAAGCUAAUUUGUGGAAAGGUCAAAGUGGACCUGAGCUAAAACAGAAAAUUCAACAACAAUUCAGAAACAUCAGUGCAUUGAUGGAUUGUGUAGGAUGUGAGAAGUGUCGGUUAUGGGGGAAGCUUCAGGUUCUUGGUCUUGGAACUGCAUUAAAGAUUCUCUUCACUGUUGAUGGUCAAGAAAACUCGAGUCAAACACUGCAGCUGCAAAGGAAUGAAGUAAUUGCAUUGACAAACCUUCUCAAUCGACUUUCGGAAUCUGUCAAAUUCGUCCAUGAAGUGGGACCUACAGCUGAAGGAAUCAUGGAAGGACAUCUUUCUGCUCAUACAACACUGAUUAACUCAUGGAAAAAAAUUUGGUCCUAUGUAUCUAAAACUUAGUAACAUGCUCUCUUAUGAGUACUUGUAUUAUUCGUUUGAUGUACCAAACUGAGUAUUGCAUUUACUCCAGAGAUUAGACAUAGGAAACCAUGGUCGUAGUUUGGAAUUUUUCUGAGGGGUGUGAAACUAAUGUACUCAAAAUUGAAAAUAAAUACUUGAAUACAGGGAAAAGAAUUAACUGAAAGUAAUAGAAUAUAUAUAAGUUGAACUUGGAUGUAA
This is a messenger RNA of Cajanus cajan (pigeon pea), 1946 nucleotides long. RefSeq names its product endoplasmic reticulum oxidoreductin-2. Gene Ontology annotation, molecular function: thiol oxidase activity; FAD binding; protein-disulfide reductase activity. Gene Ontology annotation, biological process: protein folding in endoplasmic reticulum. Lineage: Eukaryota; Viridiplantae; Streptophyta; Magnoliopsida; Fabales; Fabaceae. The record is from RefSeq and is a predicted model, not a curated record. Gene Ontology annotation, cellular component: endoplasmic reticulum membrane; endoplasmic reticulum.